GACGCCGAGGCGGAGCCGGGAGGCGGGGCGCUCCCGGGAGCACCGACCGGCUUGCCGCUGCUGGCCUGGCCGAGGAGGAGGAGGAUGGCGGUGUCUCGCAAGCUGGCCAUCCGCCUGGCCUACGCGGCCACCGGCACCGUCUGUGGGCUGUCGGCCUUCCUCGCCUGGAACCUGGCCCCCAGCCUGCUGCAGCCUUGCACCGCCGCGGCCGGCGGGCUCUCCGGUGUGCUGGCACUCUGGGCUCUCAUCACACAUGUGAUGUAUGUGCAGGAUUAUUGGAGGACCUGGCUGAAGGGCUUGAAGUUCUUUCUUGUUGUUGGCAUUUUCUUCUGCAUCCUCGCUGUGAUUGGGUUCUGCAUGUUCCUGACGCUGGCCAUUACACAGCAUCAAUCCUUGAUGGAUCCAAAGAGUUACUACCUGUCUUGCAUCUGGAGCCUCCUCUCCUUCAAGUGGGCCUUUCUCCUCUCCUUAUAUUCUUUCCGGUACAAGAAACUUGAGGUUUGCACGGACAUCUAG
This is a messenger RNA of Sphaerodactylus townsendi, 516 nucleotides long. It is a transcript of the gene SLC48A1, whose product is annotated as solute carrier family 48 member 1. The transcript has 3 exons. The record is from RefSeq and is a predicted model, not a curated record. Gene Ontology annotation, cellular component: lysosomal membrane; plasma membrane. The coding region runs from base 85 to 516 and encodes 143 amino acids. Gene Ontology annotation, molecular function: heme transmembrane transporter activity; heme binding. NCBI's taxonomy places the organism in Eukaryota, Metazoa, Chordata, Lepidosauria, Squamata, Sphaerodactylidae. Gene Ontology annotation, biological process: heme transport.